Grosmannia clavigera kw1407 is the source of this 426-nucleotide messenger RNA. RefSeq lists its product as uncharacterized. The transcript is spliced from 2 exons. Bases 1 to 426 code for a protein of 141 amino acids. The record is from RefSeq and is a predicted model, not a curated record. NCBI's taxonomy places the organism in Eukaryota, Fungi, Ascomycota, Sordariomycetes, Ophiostomatales, Ophiostomataceae.
AUGGCACAGCUCUCCUCGCACGGUCGCGGUGGCGCUGGCAACAUUGUGGACAGCUCCAAGUCGCCCAAGCUGCAGCCCAAGGAUCUGGAAACGCCUAUGCUCAAGACGUCCAUCGUGACGACCGGCCGCGGAGGCACGGGCAAUAUGGCCCGCAACACGGACCCCAAGGAGACGCGCGCGCGCCAGGACGUGGAGCCUGUGACUCGUCGUCCCAGCAUUGGAGCUGCACAUGUCGGCCGUGGCGGCACCGGCAACGUCUUCAAGGCCGAGGAGGUGGCGGCAGCAGAAGACGGAUCGGCCAUUGCUGACGACAAGUCGUCGACGCACUCGGACGAGAGGAAGAAGCAGCAUCAGCACAGCCAUAGCCACAGCAACAACGGCCUCGCGGCCAAGGGCAAGGACUGGCUGCUGGGAAAGCGGGCGUGA